Molecule: messenger RNA, 1612 nt
Organism: Microdochium trichocladiopsis
Lineage: Eukaryota; Fungi; Ascomycota; Sordariomycetes; Xylariales; Microdochiaceae
Product: glutaminyl-peptide cyclotransferase
Exons: 1
Coding region: 354-1514 (386 amino acids)
Molecular function (GO): zinc ion binding; glutaminyl-peptide cyclotransferase activity
Source: RefSeq, a predicted model, not a curated record
GUUGAGAUAGAGCUGUGUGGCAGAGGCGGCCAGGUAGUGCUGGUGGUGGUGCCUGACUAGGCCACUUGUCCUCGAUCGGCCCCAAUUUGGCCAUCUACAGGGCUGCACAACCUGGACAUCGUGUUGCUGCCAGCCUGUUUCUCCUGCAAAAGAUUCAACUGACGAGCUGGUCGCGAUAUGGCUCGAUUCCGCGCCUCCUAGCAUCAUUCCGACCCCACAUCCAAGCAGGACCCUGAGGCCAGCAUCAACAAGCUUGGAAAUCCACAAGGCCGCCACUCGACCGCCCUCACGCCACCGUCACCGUCCACUCGCGUUACCUCCGCCAUGCUGGACUCUUGUGGUCACAAGUCACCAUGCUUCUCCUAAACCCGGGCCGUCCUGGUCGGGACGCCUAUCUCCGGCUGCCGACAUACUUGGCCGUUGCUUCCCUGCUAUCACCGGCACUUGGCUACCAGGAGCUCUCUGAUCCCUCCCUCCGCCGCAUCCCCGGAGGUGGCUCCGACUUUGACAUCACGACCGGGUCACUGUUGGCUCCAAUCUUGGUCCCCCGCGUGCCAGGCAGUGCUGGUUCGGCUGCCGUGCAACACCACUUUGUCGACUUCUUCCGCCAGCAACUUCCUGAGUGGACCAUUGAGUGGCAAAACUCAACCUCCAAGACGCCAGCGACCGGUGAUCAAGAGAUCCCCUUCCACAACCUCAUCCUGCGCCGCGAGCCACCAUGGGCCAAGAGAGGCGAUGUCGGCUACCUGACUCUCGCGGCACACUACGACAGUCUGUUUGAGCCAGUGGGCUUCAUCGGAGCCAUUGAUAGCGCCGCACCCUGUGCAAUGCUGAUGCAUGUGGCUCGGUCCAUCGAGGGUGGUCUCGCUCGCAAGUGGGCAGCGAUGGAGGAAGCUGGCGACGGUGGUCUUGGUCUCGAGGAGGAGAGAGGCGUUCAGAUCCUGCUGCUUGACGGCGAGGAGGCAUGGGUCACCUGGACGGCGACGGACUCCAUCUACGGCUCUAGAGCGCUUGCCGCUCACUGGGAUACGGAUGUAUAUCCAGAGUCGUCUGAGCACAGGUCCCCCAUCGAGGCCAUCAAGCUGUUCCUCUUGAUCGAUCUGCUUGGUAGCCCCGAUCCGACUGUGCCGUCUUAUUUCAGACCCACACACUGGUUCUACCAGCAGAUGGCAAAGGUCGAGAGACGGAUGCGCAAGCUCAACCUUUUAGCGAGCAAACCCGAGGGAGUUUUUCUGCCAGACUCCGGAGAAGAGCCCGAGAAGCCUUACAUGGGUUAUAUUGCGGACGACCACGUUCCGUUCAUGGUGCGAGGCGUGCCAAUUCUACACAUCAUCCCAACGCCAUUCCCCAAGUUGUGGCAUACCAUGGAUGACAAUGGCGAGCAUUUGGAUCCCGCUGCAGUAGACGACUGGGCCAAGAUCCUUACUGCAUUUGCAGCCGAAUGGAUGGAGCUCGAUGGUCACUUGCCAUCGGCCCACGAUGCUGAAGACACAAUAGAGCACACAGAGCUUUAGUUAGGACAGACUAUAAUCCUCAUGCUAGAGAUGUGAAUCCAAAAUAGGUGGAGGGCUUUCCAUCCACGAAGAGGAAACAAAGGGACUGAAUGCUCCAA